AGAAUCGUUAGCUGGACAAACGAUGGAACAGAGCCAGGCUAAAAUUGAGAUCGUGGAGCCUGAACUCAUCAGUGACUCUCCCAACGAAAGUAUCAAUGCCAGUUUGACUCCAGCAGCUGUUGAAAUUGCUCGAGAAUCGUUAGCUGGACAAACGAUGGAACAGAGCCAGGCUAAAAUUGAGAUCGUGGAGCCUGAACUCAUCAGUGACUCUCCCAACGAAAGUAUCGAUGCAAGUAUGACUCCAGCUGCUGUUGAAAUUGCUCGAGAAUCGUUAGCUGGACAAACGAUGGAACAGAGCCAGGCUAAAAUUGAGAUCGUGGAGCCUGAACUCAUCAGUGACUCUCCCAACGAAAGUAUCGAUGCAAGUAUAACUCCAGCUGCUGUUGAAAUUGCUCGAGAAUCGUUAGCUGGACAAACGAUGGAACAGAGCCAGGCUAAAAUUGAGAUCGUGGAGCCUGAACUCAUCAGUGACUCUCCCAACGAAAGUAUCGAUGCAAGUAUAACUCCAGCUGCUGUUGAAAUUACUCGAGAAUCGUUAGCUGGACAAACGAUGGAACAGAGCCAGGCUAAAAUUGAGAUCGUGGAGCCUGAACUCAUCAGUGACUCUCCCAACGAAAGUAUCGAUGCAAGUAUAACUCCAGCUGCUGUUGAAAUUACUCGAGAAUCGUUAGCUGGACAAACGAUGGAACAGAGCCAGGCUAAAAUUGAGAUCGUGGAGCCUGAACUCAUCAGUGACUCUCCCAACGAAAGUAUCGAUGCAAGUAUGACUCCAGCUGCUGUUGAAAUUGCUCGAGAAUCGUUAGCUGGGCAAACGAUGGAACAAAGCCAGGCUAAAAUUGAGAUCGUGGAGCCUGAACUCAUCAGUGACUCUCCCAACGAAAGUAUCGAUGCAAGUAUGACUCCAGCUGCUGUUGAAAUUGCUCGAGAAUCGUUAGCUGGACAAACGAUGGAACAGAGCCAGGCUAAAAUUGAGAUCGUGGAGCCUGAACUCAUCAGUGACUCUCCCAACGAAAGUAUCGAUGCAAGUAUAACUCCAGCUGCUGUUGAAAUUGCUCGAGAACCGUUGGCUGGACAAACGAUGGAUCAGAGCGAAGCUAAAAUUGAGAUCGUAGAGCCUGAACUCAUCAGUGACUCUCCCAACGAAAGUAUCGAUGCAAGUAUGACUCCAGCUGCUGUUGAAAUUGCUCGAGAACCGUUAGCUGGACAAACGAUGGAACAGAGCCAGGCUAAAAUUGAGAUCGUGGAGCCUGAACUCAUCAGUGACUCUCCCAACGAAAGUAUCGAUGCUAGUUUGACUCCAGCAGCUGUUGAAAUUGCUCGAGAACCGUUAGCUGGACAAACGAUGGAACAGAGCCAGGCUAAAAUUGAGAUCGUGGAGCCUGAACUCAUCAGUGACUCUCCCAACGAAAGUAUCGAUGCUAGUUUGACUCCAGCAGCUGUUGAAAUUGCUCGAGAACCGUUAGCUGGGCAAACGAUGGAGCAAAGCCAGGCUAAAAUUGAGAUCGUGGAGCCUGAACUCAUCAGUGACUCUCCCAACGAAAGUAUCGAUGCAAGUAUGACUCCAGCUGCUGUUGAAAUUACUCGAGAAUCGUUAGCUGGACAAACGAUGGAUCAGAGCGAAGCUAAAAUUGAGUUCGUAGAGCCUGAACUCAUCAGUGACUCUGCUAACGAAAGUAUCGAUACAAGAAUGACUCCAACAGCUGUUGAAAUUGAUCUUCAAUCGGCAGCGGAAGUCAUUGUAGCUGUUAGCAAUGAUUCAGACAAAAUUGUGAACGUCGCCAAGAAACGAAAACUCUUCUCUAAAACUAACUCUUUAACCCUUAAUAUUAAUAGUACUGAAUCAUCGCCGCAACGUCUAUCUGAAUCAAAAUAUCCUGAUUAUGUCAUCGAAAAUGAUCGAGUCGUUUCUGGGAAACGAGAUCUUAAAAAGGAUGAUACUAUUAUUAACCAUUCGAUAAAAUCUCCUAUUAAGCGUCGUCAACUUCCCUCGCGAGCUGCACGCAAUAGGAUUGUUACAUUAUCUGAAGAGGAACUGGCAGGCAAAUCGCCGAAAGUUAAAUAUUGUAAACCCAAAAACAAUACUCUAAGCGAUAGCAGCAGUAGCGAUUUCGUGAAAAUCGAUGAGAAACGGAAAAUUAUUUUCAAUGAUGUAGUUGAUAUUAAAGAAUUUAAUUCUCCUAAUAUUGAAGGUGAUAUCAUAAAAAAGACCAAGACGCGACGUUUGAAAGGUUUGAAUGAAAAUUCUCAAAACGAUAUCAACCCCACAACAAAAGCAGCUCACGAAGAACCGAUUGAAUUCCCCCAACCUCUCAAAGAUAAUGCGGUCACUUCAACACCAUGUAAAUCAGAUUUGGAAUCCAUCAACACGAAGAUACUUAUGCCACCAGAAAGCCCCGCAAUUAGACGAACACGGCGAAUAGGUGCUGUAUUUGUCGAUUCUCCUGCACUUCUAACAUCGAGUAGCACACCUGCAGAGUUAAGUGUUGAUACACAAGAUUUAUCUGUGCAUCAAACGGUAUUAGAAGAGUCUUCUCAGGUUCAAACACCAAGCAGUGGUAAGGGUAAUCAACCAAAGAAAAGGCCGACUAGAUCCAGGAAACAGUUGACAGUCCCAGAAGUCACGGAAAUUCGAGAGGAAUUGAUUGAUACUGGAAAAGAAUCAAGCAACAAUACUGUCCUACCAGAACAAUCGACUAACAAUAGAAAGAAAACGAUAGAAAACAAACAUAAAACACAGGAAGAGGCACAUUUGCUUGAAGAAUUACCCAAAAAGAGAGGAAGAAAGGCGAAGCAGCUUCCAAUAAGUCGUGCAAAGCAGGAUCUUAAAGAAACAUCAGAAGUAGAAAAGUCGAAUGCAGAUACACAAAAUUCGAAACUAGAAUCACCCAAAAAAGUCGGAAGUAAAAGACGCGUAAAAGACGUUGGGUCUACUGAAGUUAAAGACAUAGAACCAGAAAACUUACCUGAACAAAAGAAGAGCAAACAGGCAAAACAAAAUGAGACGUUUGAAGAUCCGAACUUAAAUCAUAAUGGUAAAAACGAAAAACAAGCAGAAACAAACACACCUAAAAAGAGAGGAAAUAAAAAGAAAAUUAACCACGAAGAGUCACACACAAAAGAAGAGGAAAAACCCCAAGAGGAGACUAUUGAUAAAACUAUAAAAGAACAGUAUUUGGAAUCAAAACCACCAAUGAAGAAAGGAAGAACACUGAAAAAGGGUUCAAAAGCCGGCUCCCAAGAUAAACCGCCUGUAACCGAACAAAGUGGUCUUGCAGUAGGUGCGAUGAAUGAAGCUUCAGAAGCAGAAUUAAAAGAAGAAAGCACUGAAAAGCAGAAUUUGGAACAAGAGUUACCCAAGAAAAGAGGGCGAAAGAAGAAAAUCACGGAAAAUGAAACAGUUGAAUCAACAAAAGAAUGUCCUGCAGACGUGGAUCCCAAAGGAGAAAAUGUUGAAACCCAAACUGUUGUGGAAGAUUUGCCCAAGAAAAGAGGUAGAAAAAUUCAAACAGUUCAAGAAAAACCAAUCGAAACAAAGAAUGUGCUAAGUGCAAAUCAGAAGACCACAGAUCCAGCAACGGAAAUGGCAGGCGAUGAAAUUGAUAAAAAUGAUACGAAAAAGAGGGGGAAGACAAGCAAACGGCAAGUUGCCCCCAGUCCUGCAAAGAGUUCUACAGAAUCAAAUGCGUCGAAUGCGGAAAUAGAGGGAAAUGGCAUGCGGACCAGAAGCAGAAGAGCAAAGCAAGCAAUCUAAUUAUUCAUGUGCUGCGGCGGCGAUUUCUUUUGAUAGUUACUGUUUGAAAAUGUUUUUGUUUUUAGUUAAGUUAGUCUGUAGAGCAUUUCAUUUCCCGUCUCGCCGGCACUUCUUUCGGAUUUUCUAAAUUGGCCGAGCGUAAAGUGCUAGUGCUUAAUCAUCUUAUUUGCCAACAAUUUUAACAAUAAAUAGUACUCAUGUAUUUGGAACAACA
Messenger RNA from Anopheles aquasalis, 3965 nucleotides. RefSeq names its product enolase-phosphatase E1-like. NCBI's taxonomy places the organism in Eukaryota, Metazoa, Arthropoda, Insecta, Diptera, Culicidae. The record is from RefSeq and is a predicted model, not a curated record.